CAUGCGCGUCCGCAUACAGUCUUAGCGUUCCUGCCGAAGCACGAUGGCGGCGACGGUGGAGGCCGCUUCAACCCCAACCCCCGCCGCGGCUUCUUUUCUCUCCUUGGACCCGGAGCGGCAGCAAGAAUUUCAGGCCAAGGUGCACCAAGUACGGAGGACAGCCGCCCGCAAGAAUGAGAAGCUGACGCCUGGUGUCAUUUACUUGGGCCACAUCCCGAGGGGCCUUUUUGAGCCACAGCUCAAAGAAUAUUUUGAUCAGUUUGGGACAGUGACGCGACUUCGUCUUUCAAGGAGUAAAAAGACCGGAAACAGCAAAGGCUAUGGAUUUGUGGAAUUCGAAUGUGACGAAGUUGCUAAGAUAGUUGCUGACACCAUGAACAACUAUCUUUUCUGCGAACGACUCUUGAAGUGCGAGUUUAUGCCACCUGAAAAAGUGCACGAAAACCUCUUCAAAGGCUGCGAGCGGAAAUUCCGAAAGCCAUCGUACCCAGCGGUGAAACUUUACAAUCGAAAGCGAUCAGCUAAAGAGAAAGAAAAGAUGACGCAGCGGCUGCUGAGGAAAGAAAGGCUUUUGCGAAGAAAAUUGGCCGAGAAGGGAAUCGAUUAUGAUUUUCCUGGAUUUGCAGCUCAGUUGCCUGUAAAGAAAAAAAAGACCGUCUCAAACUCGGACACUAACAUGGAUGUAUCUGUGGACAGCGAGCUUCCUACUCCGGUAUGUUCACCGUCAGUACUUGAACAUCGAAAAUCUCUACCAGAUGAAAUUGAAGAGAAAGAAAUAAUUUUCAAACUGCCACCUGCAAGUGAAAAGGUUAAUGCUAAACAAAAAGCAAAGACAGCCAAGUCAAAGAAGAAAACUACAGCUCCUAAACAACGGAAAUGUACUACAUAAGCAUCAAGGACCUUAAAUAAAUAUGGAUUUUCCUA
Sphaerodactylus townsendi is the source of this 924-nucleotide messenger RNA. It is a transcript of the gene NIFK, whose product is annotated as nucleolar protein interacting with the FHA domain of MKI67. The transcript is spliced from 6 exons. The coding region runs from base 44 to 889 and encodes 281 amino acids. NCBI's taxonomy places the organism in Eukaryota, Metazoa, Chordata, Lepidosauria, Squamata, Sphaerodactylidae. Gene Ontology annotation, biological process: maturation of LSU-rRNA from tricistronic rRNA transcript (SSU-rRNA, 5.8S rRNA, LSU-rRNA). Gene Ontology annotation, molecular function: RNA binding. Gene Ontology annotation, cellular component: nucleolus. The record is from RefSeq and is a predicted model, not a curated record.